This is a messenger RNA of Cryptomeria japonica (Japanese cedar), 1377 nucleotides long. RefSeq names its product GRAS family protein RAM1-like. Gene Ontology annotation, molecular function: sequence-specific DNA binding; DNA-binding transcription factor activity. Gene Ontology annotation, cellular component: nucleus. The record is from RefSeq and is a predicted model, not a curated record. NCBI's taxonomy places the organism in Eukaryota, Viridiplantae, Streptophyta, Pinopsida, Cupressales, Cupressaceae. Gene Ontology annotation, biological process: regulation of DNA-templated transcription. Bases 1 to 1377 code for a protein of 458 amino acids. The transcript has a single exon.
AUGGACCCUGAUUUUAAAAAGUCAGAUUGGUUAGAGGAAUUUUCAUUGCCACAGUCUGACUUUUCCAUGCUGCAGUCUAAUUUCGAAAGCAAGAUGCCCACAGAGACAAAGCUUCUGUCGUCGCAAGAAAUCAUAAAAAUGGCGAGCUCACGGUACAUAAAAGUCUUUGACUGUGGAGGCUUGGAUUCUUUCUUUGAUAUUCUUUCUGUCGCACCAGAAGACCAGCAGAGUGUUGAAUCUGUUCAUCUGCUGUUCACAUGUGCAGAGAUGAUGAGGAACAAGCAAUAUGAUCAAGCAGCCAGGGUGUUGAUGAGUUGCCGUACCUUCUCUUUGCAGUGGGGAAACCCUAUACAGAGGCUCUGCUAUUAUUUCUCCGGGGCGCUAGAGGAUAGAAUCGAACGCGAGACACGCUACGAGUUGAGUAAUUUUCUAAAAGAUGUCAUCGUUCCUACCUACAAUUUCCAAGCUGGUUAUAAUAAAACCGAAUUGAAUGACCUGGGAGCUUUUGCUACUAAUAUUAUCCCGUAUGUGAGACUGCUGCAAUUCACGUCUGUGCAAGCAAUCUUAGACGCAGCGCGAAAUGAUAGCAAAAUUCAUUUGAUAGAUCUGGAGAUUCGCAAUGGGUCCCAAUGGUCAGUGCUGAUGCAGAGCCUUGCGCUGAGAAGUUCUUCCUAUCCGAUUAAGCUUCUGAGGAUCACAGCAGUUGGAAAAGAUAUAGAAAAUCUGAUAGAGGGCGGAAGAAGACUUCACGAGGUCGCCCAGUCCUUGAAGAUUCCGUUUAUCUACAGGAUGGUGGAGAUCUCAAGUAUGGAGGAGAUUCAACAAGGUAUGUUCAACGUUAAACCUGGGGAGGUUGUUGCAGUGUAUGCUCCCUAUGCUUUCAGUAGUCUGUUAUAUAAACGGAAUCUUCUAGAUAAUCUGGUGGAUGUUAUAGUGAAAUUAAGGCCUCGGAUAAUGGUGAAUAUUGAAGUUGAAGCUGACCACAACUCACCUCGUUUCGAGAAUAGAUUUGUUGAGGUGCUUUUCUUUUGCAGCACUUGGUUUGACUACUUGGAUGUCAUAUUGCCGGAUAGACAUGAUACUCGAAGGGUCAUGUAUGAAGAAGUAUUCUGUGGGAAAACGUUAAGGAAUCUGGUAGCCUGUGAGAUGAACGAUAGGAGAGUUAGACAUGUUAAAACUGAUGUGUGGAGAUGUUAUUUCGGACAAAAGGGAUUGAAGGAGAUGAGCUUCAGUUAUCAAGCUUGGUAUCAGGCCAGAUUAUUGCUGAAAGAAUUUCCUCACGGAGAAUGUUAUAGUCUUGAUGCCAAUGGAUCUGCCAUAACGAUGGGGUGGAAAGGAACCCAAUUGCUUACAGUAUCUGCAUGGACUUGUUUGUGA